This is a messenger RNA of Sinocyclocheilus rhinocerous, 1143 nucleotides long. RefSeq names its product heme oxygenase 2a (gene hmox2a). The record is from RefSeq and is a predicted model, not a curated record. Gene Ontology annotation, biological process: response to oxidative stress; heme catabolic process; heme oxidation. Bases 110 to 1036 code for a protein of 308 amino acids. The transcript is spliced from 6 exons. Lineage: Eukaryota; Metazoa; Chordata; Actinopteri; Cypriniformes; Cyprinidae. Gene Ontology annotation, molecular function: heme binding; heme oxygenase (decyclizing) activity.
UCCUGUUUGGAGGCGGUUCUAGUUCUGUAAACAAUUUAAACAACGUGAUGUGAACCGACCCUAUACUGCAGAUCAGCAGAGGACCAGGCAUACAUACAGACAGAAGGACAUGAUGGCUGCAGACUCAGCAGUGUCUAAUAGAGGAGAGAACAUCCUUGCUGAGAGCGACGAUUAUAUUCUCAGUCCUGAUGACCUGUCAGAAGUGUUGACGGCUGGAACCAAGGAGUCUCACGACAAAGCAGAGAACUCGCCAUUUGUCAAGGACUUCCUGAGGGGACGAAUCAAACGAGAGCUAUUUAAGCUUGGCACAGCUGCCCUGUACUAUGUUUAUUCUGCCAUUGAGGAAGAGAUCGAGAAGAACAAGAACCACCCCAUGUUUGCCCCAUUAUACUUCCCCUCUGAGCUUCACAGACGAGAUGCCUUGGCCAAAGACCUGGAGUAUCUCUACGGUGAAGACUGGGAGAGCAAGAUCUCCUGCUCUGCAGCCACGCAGCCCUACGUGGACCGCAUUCACGAGGUGGGUCGUGACGACCCGGUUCUUUUGGUCGCGCAUGCUUGGACCCGCUACAUGGGUGACCUGUCAGGAGGGCAGAUUCUAAAGAAAGUGGCUCAGCGGGCCCUGAAACUGCCCCCUACUGGUGAGGGACUGAACUGCUACCAUUUUGAGGGCAUCCACAACCCCACGGCCUUCAAGAGGCUGUACCGCAGUAGGAUGAAUGAGCUGGAAGUGGAUACUGAGACCAAAAAGAAGCUGCUAGACGAAGCCAACCUGGCUUUUAAAUAUAAUUUAGAAGUAUUCACAGAGCUGCAGAAGAUUGGGAAAGGCAUAAAAGAGGACACUGGCUUUCAUGCUCAUGGGGAUAUGGGUGGAGACAUCAGUAAAUGCCCCUACUAUGCAGCUAAAAUGGCAGUGAGCGGAAACACGACCUAUGCAUGUAAUUUUGCCAAGAUGCUGCUUUGUCAGUCCACAGUACAGGUGAUUCUGGCCACAUGGGUCGCUGCUGUCGCUGGAUUGGCUGCUUGGUACCUCAUGUGAUCACCUUAACCCGAGUCAGCCAAUAAGAAAUGAAAAUAGGAACAGCUGGGCUUCAAAGUGGAAAUCUUUCACUCACUGGGUCACUUUGUGAAAAUGUUGCUGCCGAU